Molecule: messenger RNA, 2490 nt
Organism: Melozone crissalis (California towhee)
Lineage: Eukaryota; Metazoa; Chordata; Aves; Passeriformes; Passerellidae
Gene: NSMF
Product: NMDA receptor synaptonuclear signaling and neuronal migration factor
Exons: 16
Coding region: 35-1642 (535 amino acids)
Biological process (GO): regulation of neuronal synaptic plasticity; positive regulation of neuron migration
Cellular component (GO): nucleus; cytoplasm
Source: RefSeq, a predicted model, not a curated record
CGCGCCCCGGCAUGGGCAGCCGCGGGGCCCGGCGAUGAGCGCUCCCCCGGCCGCGACCCCCCGCGCGAAUAUGGGCACAGCCGUGUCCAAAAGGAAGACGCUCAGGAACGAGGCCAUGUCGUCCGUGGCGGCCAAAGUGAGAGCGGCGAGGGCUUUUGGAGAAUACCUCUCACAAAACCAUCCUGAAGGCAGGAAUGGCUCAGAUCACCUGCUAGCAGACUCCUACAUCGGGCAGGAGGACUCCCCUGAGCUGCAGCAGGUGGCCCAGAACAAGCGCAGGCUCUCGGUCAUCUCGGACGGCAAAUUCGAGAGGAGCUUCACCGAGGAGCAGGCGGAGAAGCUGCCGAGCGAGGGCCCCAAGCCACGGGUGUACACCAUCUCUGGGGAGAGGCCCAUGCUGUCGGAGCACGAGAACGACAGCAUGGAGCUGGUGGUGAUGAAGGGAGCUGCCCACGAGGAGUGCCACCACGGGCACCACGCGCACGGCGCCGCCGGCUCGCACGGCGUCCGCCACUGCAAGGCCUGGCCCGGCGGCCGCCAGGGCUCCAAGGAGUGCCCCAACUGCUCCAGGCUGGCUGCCCCUUCCCAGCAGUCCAUCGAGCUGGAGCAGCACCCACCUGGCGAGGCUGGGUGGCACAGGAAAAGGCUGGAGAGGAUGUACAGUGUGGAUCGAGUGUCUGAUGAUGUCCCCAUACGAACCUGGUUCCCAAAGGAGAACCUCUUCAGUUUUCACACUGCUACCACAACUAUGCAAGCCAUCUCGGCGUUCAGGGGCUACGCAGAGAGGAAGAGACGGAAACGAGAGAAUGAUUCUGCAGCUCUUAUCCAGAGGAAUUUUCGGAAGCACCUCCGCAUGGUGGGGAGCCGAAGGGUUAAAGCACAAACAUUUGCCGAACGGCGUGAGAGGAGCUUCAGCAGGUCCUGGAGUGACCCGACUCCCAUCAAAGCUGAUUCCUUCCAUGACUCUCGAGAAAGCCAUGACCUUCAGGAUUCCUGCGGGACUCUGGAUGGUGACUUUGACUUGAACUGGGAAGCAGAAAAGGAACUUGAAGCCAUGGCAUGUGACGGAGAAGACUUUAUUCCACCAAAAAUAAUGCUCAUCUCUUCCAAGGUGCCCAAAGCUGAGUAUGUCCCAACCAUUAUCCGCAGGGACGACCCCUCCAUCAUCCCCAUUCUCUAUGACCAUGAACACGCCACCUUUGAUGACAUCCUGGAGGAAAUAGAGAAGAAGCUGAACAUUUAUCGGAAAGGCUGCAAAAUCUGGAAGAUGCUGAUAUUUUGCCAGGGAGGCCCCGGGCACUUAUACUUGUUAAAGAACAAAGUCGCCACUUUCGCCAAAGUGGAGAAGGAGGAAGAUCUGAUCCUCUUCUGGAAGAGGUUGAGCAGGCUGAUGAGUAAAGUCAAUCCUGAACCAAAUAUCAUCCACAUCAUGGGCUGCUAUGUUCUUGGAAACCCCAAUGGGGAGAAGCUAUUUCAGAAUCUGAAAAACUUAAUGAAUCCUUAUAGGGUUGCCUUUGAGUCUCCACUUGAACUAUCAGCUCAAGGUAAGCAAAUGAUUGAGACUUACUUUGACUUCCGCCUUUACCGCCUCUGGAAGACCCGCCAGCACUCCAAACUGUUGGAUUACGAUGACAUUUUAUGAGCUGGAGAAGCCUUUGCAAGAGGAAGCUCAUCACCAGUGUCCAAGAAGUCAUGCUUUAUUGCAGAGAGACUUUUUUAUUGGCACGGGGAGCCCUUCACAGCCCUACAGGAGGCAGCAGCGCUAAAGGGAGGGAAGGAGGAGCCCUCGGAAGCAGCAAAAGGCUCCUGGGCCAGGAGAGACUGGAGGGAAGGGGGUGACAAUGACGGUGACACCUCGCUGGCCUCAGUCCGAGCCCCGGGGCCUCAGGAGGAGCUGUGUGAAACGAGGACAGGAUGGAGUUCCUGGCAGAACUGAGCUGUUUUGGGUCAGAAUGGGCCAGAUUUGAUUCCAGGUCCUUUUAAAGACUUUUGAAGCUCAGGUUUUCUUACAAAAAAAAAAAAACCACAAACCCAAUUAACCCAUGCACUACAGUGAAGAAGUCACCAGAGCACAGAGGGAGCAGGGGAUUGUCCUGGUGGGACUUUCUGUGCUGGGAGUCCUGGAGAGCAAGGACUGCUACACCUACUCCUGCAAGCUUAGAGCAAGAUGAUCCCAUUUCCAUGUGAAUAUAUACUGGGAUAUAGAAUUGAAAUCUUCUAUUUUGUUUGUUUUGUUUAAUAGAAAAUAAGUGCAAUUUUUAUAGUGAGGGAGGGGGUAAAAUCCCUCCUGAUAUUUAAUUAGUUAAAAAUAACACACCAUAACCAAUAGAUGAGGUAUUUUUGGUCUGCUUGAAAAUAUAUUCAGAAUGGUAAUAUAUCUUCUGUAGACAUAUUUAAUCACCAGCAAACAUGGUUUUAACAUAAGUUAGCAGACCCUGCAUGUCUGCUGCAUUGGUUUGGUUCCUUUCAGAGUAGCUGUGCUGCACUACC